GUAACUGCGGGAGAGAAGCUAAUUGCACUUUUGAUAAGGAUAAGCAUGAAACAUGCAUUUGCAAAGAAGGUUACAGGCUAGGAUCUCUAGGUUUUUGUGUAGUUUGUGAAUGUAAGAAUGGAGAAUGUGUUCAAAAUGCAUACGGGGAAUCAAUAUGUCAAUGUCCACCUGGAUAUGCUAUUUUUCUCCUACUAUAUGCGCCGUUUGUAGAUGUACGAAUGGUGAAUGUGCUCCAAAUGCCAAAGGGGAAAGAUUAUGCCAGUGUCCACCGGGAUUUGCUCAUUACUAUUAUUUUGAAUGCAGAGAAUGCAAUUGUGGCGAAGGGAAAAACUGCACCUUCGGUGACUAUGUUAAGGUAAAAAAUGAAAGGUUCAAAGAACAAAUCUGCAUCUGCAAAGAAGGAUUCGAAGGCACAGGAAUCACUUGCGCAGGCGGCACAUGUGCUUUGAACGAGAAAGGAGAAGACAUAUGUGAAUGUCCACCUGGUUUCAGCCUGUAUAUGGGGAAUAAGUGUAAAGGUAUGUGA
Stegodyphus dumicola is the source of this 526-nucleotide messenger RNA. RefSeq lists its product as uncharacterized. Gene Ontology annotation, molecular function: calcium ion binding. Lineage: Eukaryota; Metazoa; Arthropoda; Arachnida; Araneae; Eresidae. The record is from RefSeq and is a predicted model, not a curated record.